ACCCAACUUUAAUUUAUUUUCAAAUUUAUUAAAUUAAAACCCUCAUCCCCACUCAGAAACCAAAUCCACUUUUCUUCUCAAGUACAAUUCUGUAAGCAACAAUGGCGAACGUGGAGGCGGAGGCAGUGGAUUUCGAGCCGGAGGAGGAUGAUCUCAUGGACGAGGACAUAGGGGACGGCGGUGCGUCAUCCCCCAACCGCGGCGCCAAUGUUCCUCGGCUUAAGUCUGCCAUCACAGGCGGCUUGUCGGCCUCUGCUCCGAAGAAGACCAAGGGCCGAGGCUUCCGUGGAGAGGCCUCAUCUGAGGCCGAACGCAACGCUCGUAUGUCUGGGCGCUUUGACUCCCUCGACUCCGACGGUGGGCCCGGCCCCGAGCGAUCUAUUGAAGGAUGGAUUAUUCUGGUUACUGGAGUUCAUGAAGAGGCACAAGAGGAUGAUCUACAAAAUGCAUUUGGCGAAUUUGGGGAGAUUAAGAAUUUGCAUUUAAAUCUUGACCGACGUACGGGUUUUGUCAAGGGUUAUGCACUAAUUGAAUAUGAGAAUUUUGAGGAAGCUCAGAAAGCUAUAAGUGAAAUGGAUGGGACAGAACUGCUCACCCAGGCCAUAACUGUUGCUUGGGCAUUCAGCAAAGGUCCAUUCAAAAGGAGGAAUAUGAGGAGGAGAUCACCUCAUGGUCAUCGUUCUAGAAGUCCUAGGAGGAGAUUCUGAUGUUGGCGGCUUUUUUAAGGAUUUUGUGGCUUUUCAUUUAGUGUCAAGAAACCAUUCUGAUAGUUGUGGACCGAUGCUAAAAUUAACCAUGUGUAUGAUUGUUGAUUUUGAUGAGGAUUUGUAUUUCCUUUCCCCCGUUACAUGGAUAACUUAUCUUCAGUUUAUAAGUUACUCUUAAUGGAUUGUCGAGUCUGCGUUCUUUGCAUUGAGCUUUGGGUUCGCUAUGGCAACCUGUUGCGUGUGGAGAUUCCACGUAAAAGGGACAUUCUGAUGAAUCUGUUUCUUGUCUGGUGUAAUGUAUGUCGACCGUACUCUGCUUACUUUCUGUGGAAAAGAAUUUUGUACUUUCUAUUAUCUCUGGAAGGUUUAGUAUGUAUAUCUGGAA
Molecule: messenger RNA, 1092 nt
Organism: Olea europaea var. sylvestris
Lineage: Eukaryota; Viridiplantae; Streptophyta; Magnoliopsida; Lamiales; Oleaceae
Product: RNA-binding protein Y14A
Exons: 4
Coding region: 102-707 (201 amino acids)
Biological process (GO): RNA splicing
Cellular component (GO): cytoplasm; nucleus; exon-exon junction complex
Molecular function (GO): mRNA binding
Source: RefSeq, a predicted model, not a curated record